UCGGCAUGCAUUACGUGAUGACGUAGGGAAAUGUUUUGACGUUCAGUGUCACCGCACUGUGAACAAGACUGCCCAGGGAAGCUAGAGGGACUAUUUUUCUCCACAUUACACAGAUCUCUGCUUCCAUCAUGGCACUGAGGAGCGCCGUGUGUCGCCUGUUGGUGAACCCUCACAGAUGCGCCUUCCUGUUGUCCUCCAGAGCCCAGGGGACCGCUGCAGCCGCCAGACCGGAUGCAGACAAGUUGGAACAGAGGGCUAAACCAUCUAAAGUCCAGUUCGACUGGCGGGACGCCCUGGACCUCGAGGGCCAGCUGACCGAGGAGGAGGUCAUGAUCAGGGAUUCCUUCCGGACGUACUGCCAGGAGAAGCUCAUGCCUCGAAUCCUGAUGGCAAACAGAAAUGAAGUUUUCCACAGAGAGAUCGUGUCUGAGAUGGGGGAGAUGGGAGUCCUUGGCCCAACUAUUAAAGGGUACGGCUGUGCCGGCACGAGCUACGUGGCGUACGGUCUGAUCGCCAGGGAGGUUGAGAGGGUGGACAGCGGCUAUCGCUCCGUCAUGAGCGUGCAGUCAUCCCUGGUCAUGCACCCUAUCAAUGCGUACGGCACAGAGGAGCAGAAACAGAAGUACCUCCCAAAGCUAGCUCGUGGAGAGAUCCUGGGCUGCUUCGGCCUGACGGAGCCGAAUCACGGCAGUGACCCCAGCGGCAUGGAGACCAGAGCUAAAUAUAACCCAUCCAGCCGCACCUACACCCUGAACGGCUCCAAGACCUGGAUCACCAACUCUCCUGUGGCCGACAUCGCCGUGGUCUGGGCCAAAUGUGACGACGGCAAGGUCCGCGGCUUCAUCUUGGAGCGCGGCAUGAAGGGCUUCUCCACCCCCAAGAUCGAAGGAAAGUUCUCUCUGAGGGCCUCGGCCACCGGGAUGAUCCUGAUGGAUGAAGUUGAGGUUCCCGAGGAGAACCUGCUUCCAAAAGUCUCUGGCCUUGGGGGUCCGUUCGGCUGCUUGAACAACGCCCGUUAUGGUAUCGCCUGGGGGGCUCUGGGGGCCGCCGAGUUCUGUUUCCACGCAGCUCGUCAGUACACGCUGGACAGAAUCCAGUUUGGUGUUCCUCUAGCCCGGAAUCAGCUGAUACAGAAGAAAAUGGCUGACAUGUUGACAGAAAUCUCGAUCGGCCUGCAGUCCUGCCUGCAGCUGGGCAGACUGAUUGAUGAGAAAAAUGUAGCUGAGGUAAACGUGAGCUUUGUUAACAGAGCGGCCCCCGAGAUGAUCUCCAUGCUGAAGAGGAACAGCUGCGGUAAAGCUCUGGACAUCGCCAGGCAGUCCAGAGACAUGCUGGGCGGGAACGGCAUCGCCGACGAGUACCACAUCAUCCGUCACGUCAUGAACCUGGAGGCCGUCAACACGUACGAAGGUACUCACGACAUCCACGCCCUGAUCCUGGGCAGAGCCAUCACAGGCUUGCAGUCCUUCACAGUUGGCAAAUGAUCCGGCCUCCAGCUGCUAUCAACAGACGCAGCUCUGCCGAUGGGAAUGUAAAUCUGAUUUCAAGUCCGUUUUUUAAAAGAUAACCCAAUCCAACGUCCUCUCUCAAAACCAGUUUAAGUGCUUUAAUUGGAGAGAAAUGCCCAUUUCAAUUCUGCCGCUGAACUGUGGAGCUGAUCCAUUCUAAGUACCUAAGUGGUCAGUUUUAAGAAAUACAUUUUUCCACAGCAGGAACGAGUUUCUCCAUGCGUUUAAAUGAACAAAUCUUAAUUUGCUUUGGUAGUGAGUGAACCGUUUAGAAUGAGUUAAAGUUAUAGAUCAGUUGCUGUGUUGACGUCUGGUGAUGCAGUUAUAAAAGCAGCAAAGCAUGAAGACACACAUCGCGUUUGUGUGAUUAUCUUUGGUUGAAAUGUUUCUUUAGCGCAGCAGAAAUUGUUACAGUAAUUACGACUUUAUGCACUUUACAUACUGUAACGCUAAGAUGUUAGCCUGCGAUCAUUUUAAUGAAUAAACGUUAAAAACAUCCAUCGCGUGUGCAGAAGAUCAAGAUUUGGUAACAUCAAGCCUCUGGUAGGUCAGUGACUGACAUGUCUGUAUAUAACUGUGAGGCACAAAUACAUUCAUUCAGUUUCA
Molecule: messenger RNA, 2114 nt
Organism: Fundulus heteroclitus (mummichog)
Lineage: Eukaryota; Metazoa; Chordata; Actinopteri; Cyprinodontiformes; Fundulidae
Product: glutaryl-CoA dehydrogenase, mitochondrial-like
Exons: 12
Coding region: 129-1484 (451 amino acids)
Biological process (GO): fatty-acyl-CoA biosynthetic process; fatty acid beta-oxidation using acyl-CoA dehydrogenase
Cellular component (GO): mitochondrial inner membrane
Molecular function (GO): glutaryl-CoA dehydrogenase activity; flavin adenine dinucleotide binding; fatty-acyl-CoA binding
Source: RefSeq, a predicted model, not a curated record